AAUCUCUUUCGUCCUCCAAAGGUCGAGUUUUGAGAGAGAUUUCUCAUGUGGUUUUGUCUCGUCCACCCAAAGAAAAUCAAGAAAAAAAAAAAAGAAAACUCGAUUCACUUAUAUCACCCACUUAAAAUUUCUUGUAUUUUAAUUUUUUUUCGAUAAUUUUCCAUACACCCAAUCUUUCGUCAGCGUUGAGACUUUGUACACACUUACUCGUGUUCAAAAUCUAAGACUCUCAGUUUCCGAAGCUUAAAAAGUUGUCGUGCCUUUUGGAUUUUGUCUUAGAAAUGAUGAUGUCAUGUCGGAAUAUAGACUUGGGUACGAGUGUUCUUGAUCUGAUGCCAUGCGGGUGUCCUUGUAGCUCUUCUCCGACAAGUCGUCGAAUCUUGUUUGGCAAUUGUUCGAAGACUUUUUGUAGGAUUGGUACCAGAAGCUAUGGUGGUGGAAAUUUGGUGUUUCUCCGACGAGAUUCGGGGAGUUGCAGAGCGAUUCCGGCGAAACCCAAGGAGAGUACUCUGCUCAAUGGUCUUGGUCAAGAAAAAACAGUGAUGUUCAAUCUAAGGCAAGAGUCACGAAAGCCGAUAUCUUUGGAAACUCUGUUUGAGAUAGUGGCUGAUGAUCUGCAGAAGUUGAACGACAAUCUUUUAUCGAUUGUUGGUGCAGAAAAUCCGGUUUUGAUAUCUGCAGCUGAGCAAAUUUUCGGUGCUGGUGGUAAGAGGAUGAGACCGGGUUUGGUGUUCCUUGUAUCACGAGCCACUGCAGAAUUAGCUGGCUUAAAGGAACUUACGCUAGAACACAGGCGUUUAGCUGAGAUCAUUGAAAUGAUUCACACCGCAAGUUUGAUACACGAUGAUGUGUUAGACGAAAGUGAUAUGCGAAGAGGAAAGGAAACGGUUCACCAGCUUUUUGGAACAAGAGUAGCUGUAUUAGCUGGAGAUUUCAUGUUUGCUCAAGCAUCAUGGUACUUAGCAAAUCUCGAAAACCUAGAAGUCAUUAAGCUCAUAAGUCAGGUGAUCAAAGAUUUCGCAAGCGGUGAGAUAAAGCAAGCAUCGAGCUUAUUCGAUUGUGACGUCAAGCUCGAUGAGUACUUGCUCAAGAGUUACUACAAGACAGCUUCAUUAGUAGCUGCAAGCACCAAAGGAGCUGCGAUUUUCAGUAGUGUCGGAAGCGAGGUAGCGGAGCAAAUGUAUCAAUUUGGGAAGAAUCUUGGAUUAUCAUUUCAAGUAGUUGAUGACAUUUUGGACUUCACUCAAUCCUCAGAGCAACUAGGGAAGCCUGCAGCCAAUGACUUAGCCAAAGGCAACAUAACAGCGCCAGUGAUCUUCGCGCUAGAGAAUGAGCCGAGGCUAAGAGAGAUCAUUGAGUCUGAGUUUUGUGAGCCUGGAUCUCUUGAAGAAGCCAUUGACAUGGUUAGAAAUCGUGGUGGGAUCAAGAGAGCUCAGGAAUUGGCUAAGGAGAAAGCUGAAUUUGCUUUAAAGAAUCUGAAUUGUCUUCCUAGAAGUGGUUUCAGAUCAGCUCUUGAGGAUAUGGUGAUGUUUAAUCUUGAGAGGAUUGAUUAACUUCCCAGAGUAUUUGUCAACGUGUAACUUUCUUUAUUUGUAACACAGUUUUUUAAAUUUUUUUACUGUAUGUCAUAAAGGAAUAAAAAGUUAGUUUUUACACACACACAAAAAAUAAGUUUCUGUUUAUGUACUUAUGAAUGUACAUAACUUUCUAUCAAA
Molecule: messenger RNA, 1715 nt
Organism: Eutrema salsugineum
Lineage: Eukaryota; Viridiplantae; Streptophyta; Magnoliopsida; Brassicales; Brassicaceae
Product: solanesyl diphosphate synthase 2, chloroplastic
Exons: 6
Coding region: 282-1553 (423 amino acids)
Biological process (GO): plastoquinone biosynthetic process; isoprenoid biosynthetic process
Cellular component (GO): chloroplast
Molecular function (GO): prenyltransferase activity
Source: RefSeq, a predicted model, not a curated record